AUGGAAUGCAGUAAACUUUUCGUCCUUACCACCCUCCUUGUGUUUUGCCCAGUGUUCACAGCAUCAGCAUGGUCAGUCAACAACUUUCUGAUGACAGGACCAAAGGCCUACCUGACAUACUCUACCAGCGUUGCGGUUGGGGCUCAGAGCGGCAUUGAGGAAUGUAAGUUUCAGUUUGCCUGGGAACGGUGGAAUUGUCCUGAGAGCACUCUUCAACUAGCAACCCACAACGGGCUCAGAAGUGCAACGAGAGAAACUUCUUUUGUACAUGCGAUCAGCUCAGCCGGAGUCAUGUACACAUUGACCAGAAACUGCAGUAUGGGAGAUUUCGAUAAUUGUGGAUGUGAUGAUUCUAGAAAUGGACGUAGUGGUGGAAGAGGUUGGGUAUGGGGUGGAUGCAGUGAUAAUGUUGAAUUUGGAGAGAGGAUUUCAAAACUUUUUGUCGAUGGCCUGGAGACAGGACAAGAUGCUCGAGCCUUAAUGAACUUGCAUAACAAUGAAGCAGGAAGACUUGCAGUGAAAGCAACUAUGAAGAGAACAUGCAAGUGUCACGGAGUAUCGGGAAGCUGCAGCGUGCAGACCUGUUGGCUACAACUGGCAGAAUUUCGGGAUAUCGGCAACCAUUUAAAGGUCAAGCACGACCAGGCUUUAAAACUUGAGAUGGACAAGAGAAAGAUCAGGUCGGGCAACAGCGCAGAUAAUCGAGGAGCCAUAGCCGACGCUUUUGGAUCUGUGGGCAAAUCUGAGCUCAUCUUUCUGGAAGACUCCCCCGAUUAUUGCUUAAAGAACGCCAGCCUGGGCCUCCAAGGUACAGAAGGGCGGGAGUGUCUCCAAAGCGGGAAGAACCUGACCCAGUGGGAAAGGAGAAGCUGCAGAAGGCUGUGUACCGAUUGUGGUCUUAAAGUAGAAGAGAAAAAGAUCGAAAUUAUUAGCAGCUGCAACUGCAAGUUCCAUUGGUGCUGCACGGUGAAAUGCGAACAGUGCAAACAAGUGGUUAUCAAGCAUUACUGCUCCAAGAGGGACAGAAGUUCUGACAACAUGUUCAUCAAGAGGAAGAAUAGGGGACACCAGAGAUAACCUCAGUAGGGGAAACUCUAUGGACCAUGCCAGUAAAUAUCCAAGUUUCGGUUCUUCAAUUUGAACUAUUUUUGUGUUUUCAUAUUUUUAAUUUAUCUUCGUCCUAAAAUGAUAAACUGUAUAUUAUUACGUAGUGAGUGCUUUACAUGUUUGUCGUAAGUAUUGUUUUAACACAAAACAAAUGCACUUUCGAAGUUUUCAUAAAAUACGGAUAAAAAGUAAAUUUUUUGUGUGCUUUUUAUCCUAUUAAUCGUGUCAGUGUCAGUGUUCUGUAAUAUAUAAAGUUGCCGUAGUGGUCUUCGAGACUUGUAUGUCCUGCAUAAAUAUGUUUAUGGUAAUAUGUCUGU
This is a messenger RNA of Hyla sarda, 1424 nucleotides long. Its product is annotated as protein Wnt-8. Gene Ontology annotation, biological process: neuron differentiation; multicellular organism development; cell fate commitment. NCBI's taxonomy places the organism in Eukaryota, Metazoa, Chordata, Amphibia, Anura, Hylidae. Bases 1 to 1077 code for a protein of 358 amino acids. Gene Ontology annotation, molecular function: frizzled binding; cytokine activity. Gene Ontology annotation, cellular component: extracellular region. The transcript has 6 exons. The record is from RefSeq and is a predicted model, not a curated record.